AUGGAGGGAGACCCUGUCAGAACACACCCGUUUGGCCUCCAAGGCUUGGCCCCCGAUUCCCGUCCUGUGCCACCCCCAAGAAUCUGCUGCCUGAGCCAGUUGCCUCACUCGGCCGGCCUCAUGGAAAGAGAUAAAGAUGGGCAGAGAGAUUCCUUAGUGCUGCAUGCAGAAAGAGCCCGGGAUUAUCUGCACAAGACAGGAAGGUUCAUUGUCAUUGGUGGAAUUGUCUCACCUGUACAUGACUCCUAUGGGAAGCAGAUUAUCAUGAUCCCCGAUUGUCAAGGCAGCCUUUCUUUUCCUUUUCCCCACUGCAGGGUGGACCCCUGGGAAUGUUAUCAGGAUACUUGGCAGACCACCUGCAGUGUACUGGAACAUCACCGGGAUCUGAUGAAACGAGUGACUGGCUGCAUCCUCUCCAACGUGAACACACCUUCCUUGACGCCAGUGAUUGGGCAGCCUCAGAACGAGUCCCCACAGCCUAUCUAUCAGAACAGCAACCUCUCUAACAAGCCCACCGCAGCAAAGUUUUUGGGGAAGGUGGGAGAAAGCCUUAGCAGGAUUUGCUGUGUUCGUCCACCGAUGGAGCGUUUCACCUUUGUGGAUGAAAAUGCAAAUUUGGGAACAGUGAUGAGAUAUGAAGAGAUUGAGCUCCGAAUCUUGUUGCUGUGUGGAAGUGACUUGCUGGAGUCCUUCUGCAUUCCGGGCCUAUGGAAUGAAGCUGACGUGAGUUGUUACCGGAACAUGGGUGAAGCUGUGCUCUUUUCUUAG
Lacerta agilis (Sand lizard) is the source of this 768-nucleotide messenger RNA. RefSeq names its product nicotinamide/nicotinic acid mononucleotide adenylyltransferase 2-like. Gene Ontology annotation, molecular function: nicotinate-nucleotide adenylyltransferase activity; nicotinamide-nucleotide adenylyltransferase activity. The coding region runs from base 1 to 768 and encodes 255 amino acids. The transcript is spliced from 9 exons. Gene Ontology annotation, biological process: NAD+ biosynthetic process. Gene Ontology annotation, cellular component: Golgi apparatus. Lineage: Eukaryota; Metazoa; Chordata; Lepidosauria; Squamata; Lacertidae. The record is from RefSeq and is a predicted model, not a curated record.